GCAACACUGUGCUCGAGUAAACAUUAGCUCCGUUCUUUUUAUCACAUUAAAUAAAAUUAACGCGCUAUUAUUAUAAGAAUUGUACAUAGUGUUCACGAAACUGAGAACUUACAGUGAAAUCAAAUAUAUGAAUUACAUAUUCAUUCGCAUAAAAGUAAAAAUAAACAAUAAAACUCUUUCAAUAUUAGCAACAUAAUUUUACGUUACAAUUGAAAACAUUCAACUGAAAACCACAACUGUGUCAAGAUUACACUAAGAAGAGAAACAUAUAUCACAACUGCAGAACAAAGGAAUUAUUAUGGCAUAUUUGCUGAAGACAAUCUACAGAAGUUCUCGUGUAGGCACUCUAUAUUACUCAAGAUAUCGCAGCACCAACCCUCAACGUAUUGUCUAUUCAGAAGAAGUUUCUCAAGCGAAACUAGAUGGAAAGCCUAUAGUUGCACUGGAAUCUACGAUAAUUACACAUGGAAUGCCUUAUCCCAAGAAUUUGCAGACUGCGCUACAAGUUGAACAAAUUAUUAGAGAAAAAGGUGCGACACCAGCGACUGUGGCUAUCCUCAAAGGACAGUUAACAGUGGGCUUGACUAAGGAACAAUUGGAGUACUUAGCACAGAGCAAGAAUGCAGUGAAAGCAUCACGCAGGGACCUGGCGCCGGUAGCGGCCGCUGGUCUGGACGGUGCCACCACUGUCGCUGGCACCAUCAUCGCCGCUGAGCUAGCUGAUAUACCGAUUUUCGUGACGGGCGGCAUAGGUGGUGUUCACCGCGAAGGAGAAAAGACUCUAGAUGUGUCAGCGGACCUGAACGAACUCGGUCGAAGCAAAACCCUUGUUGUGUGCAGCGGAGUAAAAUCAAUUCUAGACAUUGGUAGAACACUGGAAUAUUUAGAAACUCAAGGUGUAUGCGUAUGUUCAUACGGUGACUCUAACGAUUUCCCUGCAUUCUAUACGCCGCGGUCUGGCUAUCGUGCUCCAAACCGAGUAGCAGACGCAAGACAAGCCGCACAAUUAUUGUUUUCUGCACAUACUUUGCAGUUACAAUCCGGUAUAGUUAUUGCGGUGCCGGUUCCUAAAGAAUACGCUAUGGACGAAAAAGUAAUAGAAGAAGCAAUACAACUUGCUCUAGAAGAAGCAAAAAAGAAGGGAAUCCAAGGCAAGGAAAUCACACCUUUCAUUCUAGCGGCGGUAGCAAAAGCCACAGGGGGUUCUUCUCUUGAAGCCAACAUGGCUCUCAUAAAGAAUAACGCCAAAGUAGGUGCUGAAAUAGCAGUUGAAUUCAAAAAACUCAACAAUGUUAAUAAUCCGAAUGUCAAAUUCCUAAAGAAUAAAAAGGAUAAACUAAAAUCUACGGCAGUUAAAUCAGGCAACGAUGUCCUGGUGAUAGGCGGUGCUAACGUAGAUCGAACCUACUCAGUGACUGAAGAUCAUGUAAAGUUAGACGGGAGCACCCACCCGUGCACGACAUUACAAUGUGCGGGCGGCGUGGGACGGAACAUUGCAGAGAUUCUGUGGCGACUACAGCGAGGCAAAACUCGCCUGUUGACGGCUAUCGGGGACGACGCGGACGGGUGCUAUCUCCUUGACAAUAUUCCGGGACUUAUAAUUGAAGAUUCUAUCGUUGAAGGGGGUAGAACUCCGAGCUACGCAGCCGUGUUGGAUGCAAAUGGAGAGUGCCAACUAGGUCUAGGGGACAUGGCGCUUUACGACCAUAUCACUAUUGAUCUCGUAAACAAACACAUAAAUUUGCUGGAGCAGGCACCACUUGUUAUCCUAGAUGGCAAUGUUCCGCAAAGCACGAUGAACUACGUGAUACAAGAAUGCAACAAACUAAAUAAACCAGUAUUCUUUGAGCCAACGGAUAAAAGAAAAGCAAUAAAGCCGCUGAACUCCGACUGCCGACUUAUGUAUUCUUCACCAAAUAUAGCAGAACUAAGAGCAAUGGCAAAAUGUACGUCGUCCGCGAAUGAUACGUUGUACGAAUCUGAUGAGCUUUUAGAAAUUACACAGCUAGCUAAAAUCGUUUUAAAAAAGAUUCGUGUUCUUAUCAUCACUAUCGGAGCUAAAGGGUUGAUAAUCGUUACUAGUAACGAAAAUGGCGAUCCAGAGGCACGAUUAUAUCCAGCAGAAACAAUAGAUAAUAUAAUAAACGUGUCUGGGGCAGGUGACUGCUUUGCUGGAGGCUACAUAUUCGGUUUGCUCUCAGGCUUAGAUGAAUCCUGUUGUGUAACUGUGGGAUUUCAAGCAGCAAAAGCUGCCCUACUUUCAAAAACCACUGUGCCCUCUGAAAUAAAUGUUGAUCUUAUAUAUAAAGCUAAACAUUUUAAAUUAGAUAUAAAAUAAUAAGCACCUUUUUACUUUGAAAUAAAAAUAUUUAAUAUGUCCUUAUAUAAAUCGUUAUUAGUAGUGAAGAGGUACUGAUAUGUAAGUACAAAUUGUUACAAUGAAGUUAGUAAACUAAUACAAACAAUAUUAAGUUCCAUAUCAAUGAACACAAUAUAUGUGCUAUAAUGAAUAUUUUAUUAGUUAUGUAUAUCAUAUAUAGGACAUGGUAUGACACUGAAGUACCUAUCUAAGUAAGUCUUGUGUAUAAGGCACAGAAAAAGGAUGAUAUGCACAGGUUGGACGAUUUUAAAUACAGAAGCAUGAAAAAAGUGCUGCCACUGUGGUAUCAAUAUGUAACGAACAGAUGGUAUACCCAUAGGUAUACAAAAUUAUUAUAACUCUAUUAAUGUUAAAAAAAUUAUAAAAAGUACAGAAAUGGCGAUAAUAUUGCUAAUAUGCAAAAAAUAUAAACGAACCGAGAACCUUUGGAAAUUUAUGGGUUUUUAUCUUUUAAAAAAGAAAUAAUAUAUUUUUCAGACAUGGGUACCCCAUUUUGACAUACAUAGCUAUAUGAAAUAUGUAUUAAAUUUACGAAAAUACUUAAAACAUGAAUACAUGCCUAUUAUAACAUGUAAAUUGAUUCUUAAGUAAUAUAAAUAUUAUCAGCCUUACUGUAUUUGUGUAUUUGUAAAUUGAAAUGAGAUUCAUUUUAAGAAAAAAUAGAUACAUAAUUUUCAUUCUUGAAUAGAUUUUAAUAUGCUAAUGCUUAACUCUAAAAAUGAGUAAGUGAUUAAUUGUAAAAUUUGUAGAGAUAUAUAAAAAAAUAGUAAUAUUUGGACAAAUUUAAAUAAAAUAAUUAUCAAGUAAGCUCAUUUAAGUUUAUAUUAAGAUAUCUUUUUGGACGGACUUGAAUACUAAAACUAAGCAAAUUAUAAUAAAAGAUCAUAAUUAUAUGUCAGUAUGUCCACUUGUAUAUCCAACUUUCCUUUCAUGCAUUGAAUAAGAAGAAGGAUCACGACUCUGCAUUUCAUGAAGUCUCUUAUAUUUGUGUACUCUUGCUUCAACCAAAAAUAGUAUCCCAGCAGGAAAGAGUAAAAUGACUCCAAUGCAACCAAGUGCAAAAGCCCAGCCAAGAUCAUUAUGUUCCCAGUUAGGCAUCCAGUCUCGUCCAUCACCUCUAGCUCCAAAUGUAACAACAGAUAUUAUCCCUGAAAAACCUAAAAAAAAUGUUAUAAAUUCAAUUAUCACCAUAGUAUAUUUAAACUGACUAAUGGGUAUGGUAAUAACUUAAAACGAAUGAAAAGAUAUGGAAGAGCUGACAAUGAUGUCAUUAAAACAAUAACAAGUACUAUUAAAACUUACGGAUUCAACAGAUUUGUUAUUUUUUUACACAAUAUAGAAUGGUAAACAAAUUUAGUUAUAAGAAAGUAUCAGUUACACUAUAGUUACUAUUUUUAAUCUAAAUUCAGGUAUUAUUAUUAUAUAUAAUAUUUAACUAUUACCAUACAGUACAAAUAUUAUACACGAACAUAGUUCAACUAUAGGUAUUUUUUAAAAUAUAUUUAAUUGCUUUUUUCAUAUCUAUAUUAUUAAACCAAAAAGUUAUGCAUUUUAAACAUAUACAUGACAUCAAGGUUUUAUUCUUUAAAAGGCUUUAUUUCAGAUAAGACAGAACAGAAAAAUAUGUAAAAUAGGUUAUAUGACAAGAUAGGUAUUGAAUUUACUGUUGCUGAAAUUUUAAACUACACUUACAAUAUAUGUAAAUAUUUUUCCCUAAAUAUACAACUAUUGUUUUAUAUAAUAUUAAUUUAAGACUGUUUAAACAGUAUUUUUUGUAUAAGAAUGAGGAAUCUUUUUAAUAAUUUACAUCAAUAUUAAAGAAUACACAUACCUCCAAUAACAAGAACAGUUCCUAAUGUUACUAAUAAUGUCACAUAAUUUUCAUCAUCUUUAUCUUUACCCAAAUACAAGUAUGACAAGAACAUUGAUGCUAACACACUGCACAUUGUGAUUGUGAAAAAAAAUUGAGUAGCUAUAAAGAAUCCUGGCAAAAGUACAUCAUGUAUUAUAUAGUACUCCUCUUCAAAUAUCCACCAACAGCCAGUAAACACUGUAUCAUACCAGUGAUGAAUUUCUUCAAAGCCAUUAAAACAUACCUCCCAUAGCCCUUUAACAAUAUAAUAAACUUAUUUAGGAUAUAAUUGAAAUCUUACAAGUUACAAAAUAAUAAAAUUGCUGAUACAUACCUAUCUUCACAAACUUAGGAUUUGCAAGUUUACCAUCGGUUACUAGCCAAUAUGGACUAACAAAUGCUAUUAUUAUAAAUAAAGAAGCUACUAAAAAGAAAUUUAAGGCAAAAAGACCAGUUUUAGAUUUACUAACCAUAUUUAAAUCAUAUAAAAAGCAAUUAGUAUAUAACUUUAAAAAAGAAAAAAAACUAAGUAGAUAUAUGGAAAUCGUUAAAUGAUCAAUACCUAUAAAGUUUAAUCAUAUUCAAAUGAAUUAAUGAAAAAUAUAACCAUAAAUAUAGUAAAUAUACAGAUACUAUAUUAUUAUAUUAGUAUUAUUAUAUUAGUAAAAACAAAUAAAGAGCACGCCCAAACAACAAAUCAACCGAACAAAUCUGGCAAGAUCUUCGUGACAUGUGAGGUUGCCAGAUGUAAAUUUUACUCAAAUCAAUAUGAUUUUCAGAAUCUUUAUCAGCAGGUUAAAAAGCACGCCCACACUCAUACAUCUAAUAUUACAACCUCCAAACUUAAGAAUAAGGAAUUACAUAGGAGUAAUAAAAUUGUCAAUUUAUAGCAGGCUAGUGUAUAGAAAAUGUUUGAUAUGUCAAUUAUUUGUCAAUGAAAAAUGUUUCACUACUAGAUUAUAUAUUCGACACAGUUUAUGUAAAAAGUAUGUAAGCAGGUUGUAUCUGAAUUUAAUAUGAUUAUAUGGCCGUAUAACAUCGGUUCUAAAAAAAAAUAAAAAAAUAAAAUGUAAUGUACAAAUUUUAUAGCAAAUUGUUUUAAUUGUGUUUUUUAUAUGUUAUUCGUAUAGUUUUUUUUUUUUUGAUAGGUGAAAAUGGUAUGUUAACCCCGCCUGCGCUAACGGGAUAUGCUGGCGGAGCAUCAAUGAAGGGUGAUAGAUGAGAAUGAAAACAGGCCAUGAUGAAUUCAUCAGGAAUUGACCAUGAUAGUUUCCAGGGAGAACCGCGCGGAGGUCGACCUGGUUGGAUAUAUUGCUAGCAAUGGAAUUCUCAGUCUCCAUUAUUAACAACCCCUUUCUCCCCUAUUUGUACAGUUAUGAUGUUAUAUGUAUGAAAAAUAGUAAAUAGAGUGUAAGUACUACCUAAUAGCGAUAAUUAAUAGUAUAUAUACAACAUAGGUCAAGAGAAAUAAAGGACUUUUCUCAUCGUUUUUUAUUCCCCCAUAAAAAUAGUCAUAGCAUUGAAAAUAGCCUAGGUAGGGCAUAGUAAACUUGUAAAUAGCUACGACUGCAUUGAUAGAACUUAGGCCAGUGCAGCCAAUAGGUCCCAAAUGGGACAAAUUCCUGAGAAAUCGGGAAAAUAGUUUAUAGAUUUAAAUAGGCCAUAAUAAGGUCUAUAAUAGAUAAUAUUAGUGUCGAAUAGACACAAAUAGUAAUAGCAGCAAAGCGUACCUAGAAAUAGGAAAAACAUUGUGAUGUGCGUUGCGCGGCGGUUAUCGUUCGACUGAUGCGCAAUCCUUUUUUUUUUCUGAAUGUAAGUGUUGUUGGCCGCAGAUGGCCUUUACAACUUCACCGAACUCGUGUGUGCAGGGACGAGUGCGGAUGGCACUCCAAGCCCGCGAGAGGGGAGCGACAGAGGUGUCGACUCUUUCUAAUGGACUGCGGCGUGCGGGCGCCUAAGUGGCUCGAACCUCGGCUCGGGCCGCCACACUUCGACCCCCGUUGAGGGACGGUGGGUCGGUGGAGCGAACGGGGGAACGAGGAGACGCCGCGGACGGCGCACUUUCGGGCGUAAAGUGACGCGCGACCCCGCGCUCCGUAAAAUAUAUAUACGCGGGGGAGGAGAGCGGGAACACAUAAAAGCCGCGACCCGCGGAAUCGUUAAUUAUUCGCUAACCGCACGCCGCGCAGCGCACAAGUCAUGCUAAACCGGUUGUUUAUGAGUAUGCCUACCAUUUAGGAUAAGUCCUAGGUCAAAACUUGUAAAAUUAUAGAUGACACAAUAAAUUUGCGUAUAGGGGGCGAGGAGACUAGUUUGCCGUUGGUCGGAUGCCCAGCGAUCAUAGUUCGAUAUAAAUAUAGGGCCCCUAUUGGCCAGGAUUCAUAGCGCAGUUGACCUCCAUUGAGAGCGAAACAAUAGCAAGAAAAAUAGCAAGAAUCGUGGAAGAUAGUCUCCUCACUUCAUUGCCGUUAUUCAAGUAUUA
Molecule: messenger RNA, 6714 nt
Organism: Galleria mellonella (greater wax moth)
Lineage: Eukaryota; Metazoa; Arthropoda; Insecta; Lepidoptera; Pyralidae
Exons: 11
Coding region: 299-2338 (679 amino acids)
Molecular function (GO): kinase activity; pseudouridylate synthase activity
Source: RefSeq, a predicted model, not a curated record